AGGGCCCCUGUAUCCUUGCCCAAACUCAAAAAAGCCUAUGAAAAAGGUAUCAGGGGCAUCUCAUGGGGCCCCCUACUGACCCCGGGCCCUCCAAUAGGGGAUCAUGGGGCCCCUGUGUCCUUGCCCAAACUCAAAAAAGCCUAUGAAAAAGGUACCAAGGGCAUCUCAUGGGGCCCCCUACUGACUCCAGGCCCUCGGGCAGUGCCCGAGUUUCCAAAUGGUCAGUCCGCCCCUGGUCCAAGGCCAACAAAUUUCAUAGGCAUUACAGCAGGUAAUAAAAAAAGAGAAAAAAAAGAG
Messenger RNA from Staurois parvus, 297 nucleotides. The record is from the annotation of a GenBank genome assembly. Lineage: Eukaryota; Metazoa; Chordata; Amphibia; Anura; Ranidae.